This is a messenger RNA of Aspergillus niger, 183 nucleotides long. RefSeq lists its product as hypothetical. The transcript has 3 exons. NCBI's taxonomy places the organism in Eukaryota, Fungi, Ascomycota, Eurotiomycetes, Eurotiales, Aspergillaceae. The record is from RefSeq and is a predicted model, not a curated record. Bases 1 to 183 code for a protein of 60 amino acids.
AUGACCCCGGACCUCCAAUAUGAUCACUCACAUCGUCCAAUUCCAGUUCAAAUCCUCUCUCGCCCCCGAAAGGGUCCAGGAGACAUGCGCUCACCUCGUCUCCCUGAAGAACAAGUGUCUACAUCCUAUCACUCAGAAGCCAUACAUAAAGUCAUUCAGAGCGGGAAAGCAGGAUUCACCUGA